AUGAGCCCAAAACCGUUGAUGCCGACUUCGUUGGAAGGCGAAGGGGAUGGACCUGACUACGGUGCAGUUGCUGCUCCUAGUGCUGUUGGCCAGAGAGAGAGUUUGGUCAAUGGCGGGGGUGUUUCAAUGGUUGGCGUGCCUGCAGAGAGUGCUGUGAUCAGUGAGGGACAUGCUUUGGGCGAGAGAGGAGGACAGCUUGAUCCUGUGGGAGUGGAUGUACUUCCAGUUCCUGCAACAGCUGAAUCCCUGACUCGUACCAGCGAUGAGCUUCCUGUUCAGAACAUGGCACAGGCUACUGCUGUAGGCCCAACGCCCACGACUACGAAUGCUUAUGGUCCUCUUGCCCAGCCUGCUAAUCCUGCCCCUUUGCCUCCUAUGGGUUCGGCAAGUACUGUGGAGCAGGUUACUCAGCAGGUCCUAGUGGGUGGCAUGAGUGUCUCUCCGCCAGAGGAGCUGCCGGGAACUCCCGAAGGACGAGCUUCUCAACAAGGUGGGAUGUGGCUGUUUCGAUUGGGAGAGUUUGUUCAGCGAAGGGUGAACCAAGCUGGCGCGAUCGUGACGCCCCUCUUGGAGAACCGGCAGAGAGCAGAGGACCCUCCACAGCCUUCUUCUUUAACUCCGCCCGGCAGUUGGACGGCGGCCUCACCAAGGCCUCGUUUGUUUUCGGCUUCGGCAGAGCAGCAGAUGGCACAGUGGGUUCGUAGGGCACCUCUUCUUUAUGGCUCUCCUCCUCAUCAGCAGCCUCAGAGCAACUCGUCCAGAGAGUCUUUGAACCAAGAGCAGAUCGUUGCAGAAGUGCAGAGACAAGUUAGGCAGCAACUACAUGAACACGACGAAAGACAGCAGAAGUUGUUGACGGAGAAUCAGCAGCUUCGUGAGAUGGUUGGUCGGAGACUGCGUUCAACCGAGAAGUGGCGCAGGGUGGAACUCUUCAAGUACCAGUUCGCCAGCAAGGACGGAUCCUUGAAAAUCCUCCUGGACUACAACCGAGUCCCGGUGUUCCUCUACGGGGUGUUGUUGAAGGAGCGCAGAUCCCUCAGCAUCGGCCUCAGCACGACCAGGGAGUUCUUCGUGGCAAUCCUUCUGGACAACAAGGUGUUUCAGGCGUCGCUGGAGGUGAACCGCCAGGACCGGGAGUUAGUCUCCCAAGGGAGUCCGGAGACGGCGGUGCAGCAACUGGAACAAGAUCUGGAACGGAGCCACAUCUGGGCGGUUCAGCUCAGGCUAGCGCUCCUGUUGGAGCGGUUCGUGACAGUUCGGCUGGCCCCUCUGUGA
This is a messenger RNA of Symbiodinium sp. CCMP2592, 1275 nucleotides long. NCBI's taxonomy places the organism in Eukaryota, Dinophyceae, Suessiales, Symbiodiniaceae. The record is from the annotation of a GenBank genome assembly.